AUGACUGCAAACUUGAUGCCUCAAAAACAAUGCAAUAAGAUGAGCCCGAUUAAAGACGUAGAAAAGCCUAAAUUCAAACACAACAAAUGGACUAAAUGUGAAGAUCAACUUCUUAUAAAAUUAGUAAAUAAUUCGUCUCCAAUUGUCUGGACAUAUAUUGCAGAGCAAUUCCCCAACAGAAAUAAAAGACAAUGUUUUGAAAGAUGGAACUAUUAUUUAUCACCAAAUGUUAACAACAGUAAUUGGACAAAAGAAGAGGAUCAAAUAUUGCUAGAAAAAUAUAAAUUAUAUGGAUCAAAAUGGACUAAAAUUGCUAAGUAUUUUAAAGGGAGAACAAACACAAAUAUAAAAAAUAGAUUCCUUGCUUUACAGAGACAAGGUAAAAAACCUAUCGAAGAGCCAAAUGAUGAAACCCAGAAGGAAGCGAAGGAAAGAGUGAUUCUUCCUUCAAUUCUCUCGCUGGAUAAUUAUGUGCCAAUUAAGCACAAAACAAUAGAGUCAAUAAUUAAUAUCACUAAUCUCUAA
This is a messenger RNA of Trichomonas vaginalis G3, 525 nucleotides long. Its product is annotated as RNA polymerase II transcription regulator recruiting protein. Gene Ontology annotation, cellular component: nucleus. The coding region runs from base 1 to 525 and encodes 174 amino acids. Lineage: Eukaryota; Parabasalia; Trichomonadida; Trichomonadidae. Gene Ontology annotation, molecular function: DNA-binding transcription factor activity, RNA polymerase II-specific; RNA polymerase II cis-regulatory region sequence-specific DNA binding. The record is from RefSeq and is a predicted model, not a curated record. Gene Ontology annotation, biological process: regulation of DNA-templated transcription. The transcript has a single exon.